AUGUCCGAAGAAUCCACAAAUGGCGUCAGGACGCCCGUCACCCCCAAAAUGAGUGGUUUGGCUCUAACCGAGUACACCGCUGCUCCUACUCCCCCGUCAGAGCGGGCAGAGCGAUUCCCUGGAGUGCCUCCCGAUUGGGGUGUUCCUGACAGCUACCUCCUUCCCAAUGGAUACCCUGAUUACCUGCGACUCAUCUUAACUUCCCGCGUCUACGAUGUCAUUGAAGAGACCCCACUUCACCAUGCCGUCAAUCUCAGUAACAGACUGGAGAGCCGAGUGCUACUCAAGCGAGAGGAUCUCCUGCCAGUCUUCAGCUUCAAGCUGCGCGGUGCGUACAACAAGAUGGCUCACUUGAACCAUGAGCAGCGGUGGAAGGGUGUCAUUGCGUGCUCCGCGGGAAACCAUGCGCAAGGCGUAGCGUUCUCUGCCCGCAAGCUCAGAAUCCCCGCGACCAUCGUGAUGCCAUCUGGAACCCCUGCUAUCAAACACCUGAACGUUGCUCGUUUGGGAGGAAGUGUUGUACUGCAUGGAAAUGAUUUCGAUGCUGCGAAGGAGGAGGCCCACCGAUUGGAGAAGCAGCACGGCCUGACCAACAUCCCACCUUUCGACGACCCGUACGUCAUUGCUGGCCAGGGAACUAUUGGCAUGGAGCUGCUUCGUCAGGCGAACCUCGAUAAGUUGGAGGCGGUAUUCUGCGGUGUUGGCGGAGGCGGCCUGAUUGCCGGCAUUGGCGUUUAUCUGAAGCGCAUUGCACCACACGUCAAGGUCAUUGGCGUGGAAGCCUACGAUGCCAAUGCUAUGGCCCGGUCAUUGGAUGAGGACCAGCGGGUUUUCCUGAAGGAAGUUGGCCUCUUCGCUGACGGCGCGGCGGUGAAAUCUGUAGGCGAGGAGACCUUCCGUGUCGCUCGUGAAGUUAUCGAUGGAAUUGUUCAGGUCUCCACUGACGAGAUUUGUGCAGCUAUCAAGGACGCGUUCAUGGACACCCGCUCCGUUGUUGAGCCCGCUGGUGCUCUGUCGCUCGCCGGACUCAAGAAAUACGUCGCUAAUAACCCUAGCCCCGAUCCCAAUCGUGAGCUUGUCGCGAUCACUUCCGGUGCUAACAUGGAUUUUGACCGCCUUCGCUUCGUUGCUGAACGUGCUGCUCUUGGCGAGCGCAAGGAGGCCUUGUUGAGUGUGAAGAUCCCCGAGAAGCCCGGUACUUUUUCAAAACUUGUCGAGGUUGUCUUGCCCCAUGCAGUCACGGCUUUCAACUAUCGAUAUGCGCAGGAGGACGUGGCUGACGUGCUCAUGGGUAUCUCGCUGUCAGCUUCGACCGGCCGCGAAGACCUUGCAAAGAUCAUGGCGGAGUUGCAGCGGGGCGGCAUGGAGACUCGGGACUUAAGCGACGAUGAACUGGCUAAGCGCCAUGUACGCUUCCUCGUUGGCGGUCGUAGCAGCGUCAGCGACGAGCGCUUGUUCAUGUUCGAGUUCCCUGAACGACCCGGAGCUUUGGCCAAGUUCUUAACGACCUUGCGUCCUAAUCAGAACAUCUCCCUUUUCCACUACCGUAAUUACGGCGGUGAUGUUGGCAAAGUCCUUGCUGGAAUCCAAUGUCCUCCUGAAGAGAAGAACGACCUGGAGUCUUUCCUUGAGGACCUGGGCUACCCAUACUCCGAGCACACCGAUUCACCCACAUACCAGACUUUCCUUCGGUCUUGA
This is a messenger RNA of Penicillium chermesinum, 1698 nucleotides long. RefSeq names its product threonine dehydratase, biosynthetic. NCBI's taxonomy places the organism in Eukaryota, Fungi, Ascomycota, Eurotiomycetes, Eurotiales, Aspergillaceae. Gene Ontology annotation, molecular function: threonine deaminase activity; pyridoxal phosphate binding. The record is from RefSeq and is a predicted model, not a curated record. Gene Ontology annotation, biological process: L-threonine catabolic process. The transcript has 2 exons. The coding region runs from base 1 to 1698 and encodes 565 amino acids.